Molecule: messenger RNA, 972 nt
Organism: Pestalotiopsis fici W106-1
Lineage: Eukaryota; Fungi; Ascomycota; Sordariomycetes; Amphisphaeriales; Sporocadaceae
Exons: 1
Coding region: 1-972 (323 amino acids)
Molecular function (GO): oxidoreductase activity
Source: RefSeq, a predicted model, not a curated record
AUGCGUCCUUUGACCCCUCGAGCUUGGAGCUUGCCUCUAUCGACAAAGGUUCAUAUUCGUCGAGCAACUAAUGCUACUGCCCCAUCUUUCAAUCCAUUUUCUGUGCAGUCACUUGCAGUUCCUCACCUGACUGCUAGGACUAUUGAAUAUUCGAUACAGCAGAAUCAUGUCAAUGAUGUUCACGAGCAACUCGGGCGCCAUGGUAUACUCAAGAUCAGUUUGAGCUUCCCAGACCCAGAGAGCCGGUAUCUUGAGCAACUGGUUUCAAGUCUCCACGAGUACUGCGGCCACCAGCUACCCAUUACACACAGUGCCUCGCGUGGGUGGUUUUGGGACGUACGGCCAGAGAGCGUCGCCUUCCAGACAGCCAACCAUCGCGCAAGAUCAGAGACGAUGGAUGAAUUCCCCUGGCAUACCGACUGCAGCUAUGAAGAAUUGCCUCCACGGUAUUUUGCACUCCAAGUCCUCCAGCAUGACAGAUUUGGCGGAGGUACUCUGUCGGCUAUGAAUAUUGAGAGGCUCAAUCAAUCCUUGUCUCAAUCCUCCCAGAGCUCGUUAAUGAGACAGGAGUUUGGGAUCAAAAUUCCAAAAGAGUUUAUCAAGGAUCCGGCGAAACAGCAGAUUGUGGGGAAUUUAAUGGCUAUUGACCCGGAGAGCCAAUCGUGUAUGAUGCGUUUUAGAAGAGAUCUGGUGAUACCAAUGACGAAAAGCGCCUCGGAUGCUCUCGAAGAACUUGAUGCCUGCCUGAAGCGCGCAAACGCCACGGCCCAGGCAGAGUCGCAGUCAAUCGUGCAUCUCACCCCUUCCCGUCUUCCCACGGGCACCAUUAUUAUGAUGGAUAACCGUCGUUGGUUGCAUUCUCGGAACAAUAUCAACGACCCGAAGCGUCACCUGCGCCGCCUUCGUUGGGACGCCAUCUCGUUCCCUGAUAGCGGUAAAACAAUGGAAUUAAGGUCAAGCGGGCAAGAUUAG